GGAAUACUUCUAAAAGCGAAAAAGGCACUUUGUCACUUUGAAUCUAGAUCUAUAUAGAUCUAAAUCUAGUCUAAAAUUACCCAACAGACAAUCUAGUCUUACUCUAGAAUACUCUAGAUCUACAUAUAAAUAAUAUUUAAAUAAUUUAAUAAAUAAUUUUAAAUUAGAUUAUUUAGAUUACUAAAAAAACACAACUUACAAAUAAUGAAAUAUUAUUAUUAUUAGAUCUAGAUCUUCAAUUAAUCAAACACAUGUCUUCCACAUAGACGAAAUCUAUAAAUCUAGUACUAGAAAUAAAAAAAAAAAAAUUGAAUCUAUAUAGAUUUGUGUAGAUCUAGAUUCUAGUUAGUUAGGUGCGUACUAGAUCUAUAAACACCCGAAUAUAAAUUAAAGGCACAUUAACAUAAUUUUCUUAUUAUAUAUAUAUAUAAAUAAUAAUACUAUAAUACUUAAUAGGCAGUAUUUACAGUCAGGCCACCAAAUUGAAAUUCUAGUUUAGAAUACAGGCAAGAAGUAUGUAAUCAGUUUACUACACUUAAGUUAAAGAUCUAGAUUCUUUACUAACUUUAGGCUUAGAAUGAGGAUCAGAAGAUACUUUAAAUGCCUUUGCUGUGUUCUAGUACUGUUUAUGUUUUGGACAUUAAUUAGCUAUUUGAUUUCUUUUAAAGAUGAAGAUUUUCCGGAAGAUGUUGCCUAUGAUAUAUUUGUAGAUGAAACCAAAGAUGAACAUGUACACGUACCAUUAGAUCAAGAGAUUCAUGAGGAGCUACAAAACUUGCGCCACAAAAAUGCUAUGACUGAUUUAAAAGAUCCCAAGGUUCCCAUUAUUCUCUGGUGGACUGAGUUUACAAAAGAUCCAGGCACAGAGAGAUUCUGUGGCAACAACAAAUGCUUUUUCACAAAUAAUCGACAGUACAGCAAACAUAAAAAUUUGAAGACCUUUCUUUUCUAUGGAACAGAUUUCAGAGGUGAUGAUCUGCCACUGCCAAGAACUGAGGACCACAUCUGGGCAUUGCUUCAUGAAGAGUCUCCCAAAAAUAAUUUUCUUCUGUGUCAUGAUGAAGUUCUAUCUCUGUUUAAUUAUACCAGUACAUUUAGACAGGAGUCAGAUUUCCCAAUCACCACUCAGUACCUGGUCUCACUUGAAUGGUUACAACAAAUGACCUACUACAAAACUGUUAGUCAGAAAAACAAGUACCAGAAAGAGGAAAAACUUGCUCCAGUGAUAUAUGUCCAGUCUGACUGUGACACACCAUCUGACCGAGAUGAGUUUGUGAAGCUGCUGAUGAAGUACAUCUCUGUUGAUUCCUACGGAGCUUGUAUCAACAACAGACAACUACCAACACAAAUCAACCAGCCUCUAAGUGGUAUGUCUCACAAAGACUACUUUGAACUCAUCUCCCACUACAAGUUUGCUCUGGCUAUGGAGAACGCUGUUUGUCCUGACUACAUCACAGAGAAACUCUGGAGACCAUUGAUGGUUGGCACUGUGCCUAUAGUCUUUGGUUCCUCAAGAGCUCAGGAUUUUCUUCCCAGCAAUAAUUCUGCUAUUAUCUUGGAAAAUUUUAAAUCUGCAGAACAUUUGGGAGCUUACCUGGGCAACUUAAAUGCACAAGAUGAUAAAUAUGAGGUUUAUAGGACUUGGAAAAGUAAUGGUAUUAGCAAUGAUAAUUUACGUAAUGUUAUGAGGACACGUACGUGGGGCCCCACAAGUGAUAGCCACUGGACGCCUGGAUAUAAAAACUUUAUUGAAGAAUACGAAUGUUACCUGUGUCAGAAAAUUUAUGAAAUGGAUCUUUUAAAAUCCCAGGGCAGCAAGCCUCCCCCCAAAACUGCUAACUUGAGUCACUAUGGCUGUCCUAAACCAUUGAAGUUUGACUCGAUGGGCAGGUACAACAAAGAAGGGGGUUGGCAGAAUUUCUGGAGUGGCCAGUGGAUGCAGAAAAAUAAAGAAGGUGUGACCUUAAAAAGUUGUGUAUCAAAAGGGAAAAACUACUGUGGAAGUGAGAAGAAAGUUGGUAAUGUCAAGAAAGACUUUUAAUAGCUGACUUAACUCAGUCCAAUGUUGUUGUUUUGUUUAAAGAAUUUAAUGUUAGAAAAUUGUAUGUAAAAAAUAGUUCUAUAUUGGCAAUACUUAAAAAAAAAAAAAAGGAUUUCCUAAAAAAGUAAAAUGUGUCCAUUUCUGGGGCCUAAAGUUUCUGAGGGUCUCAGGUGGUCAGUACAUUGAAAUCAUCAGCUGAAGCCAGGUAUCUGUCCUACACUGUCUGAUAAUAUGGACUUUCAUGAGCUUGGCAAGGAGCAUUAAUGUUACACUUAUGCAUUCCCAUGUGACGAGAGCUGAUUUAAUUUUCAGCUUUGCUCUUAUCCCAAAGUAAGUCUACAUAUUUAUUUUACUUCUUAUGUUUUAAUGUUUUAUUCUUUUGUGACCUUUACUUAGCUCUUUAGUUCUUGAGGAACUCUUUAACUCUUUCUCUCUGUAAUUAUUGACCAGAUUCUGGUGAAAUCAACGCUGGUAUCGUCAGUUAGGAGAGAAAGAGUUAAGUAGGGCUAAGUAAUUUGAUUGUGGUACAUAUACUAUAAAGUGUAGUAGCAAUCCAAAUACAUUUGACUUUGGGAAAUUUGACAUCCAUUAUCAACACAAUUACUUGAUUAAUGGAAAGCUUCUUUCACAUUUUGUCAACUUUAUUUUUUGAUUUUUUU
Messenger RNA from Biomphalaria glabrata, 2700 nucleotides. Its product is annotated as alpha-(1,3)-fucosyltransferase 10-like. The record is from RefSeq and is a predicted model, not a curated record. The transcript has 8 exons. NCBI's taxonomy places the organism in Eukaryota, Metazoa, Mollusca, Gastropoda, Planorbidae. Gene Ontology annotation, cellular component: membrane. Gene Ontology annotation, molecular function: alpha-(1->3)-fucosyltransferase activity. The coding region runs from base 578 to 2041 and encodes 487 amino acids.